CCUCAAUCUCCAUCUCUCAACUUUAGGAAUCAUGACGUUGAAGACUCCCUUUGGCCGCGCUAUGCGCGAGACUCAUUUCAACUUCUCGCCUUCGUACACUCCUCUAAAUCACGGCUCUUACGGUGCUUAUCCACGCUCUGUCCAAGCCCAACAAGAUGCCAUCCAAAGACAGCUUGCCGAGCGCCCGGAUACCUUCAUUGUUUAUGAGCUGCCCAACUUGAUUGAUAAAUCCCGAAGAGCUGUGGCACCGCUCCUCGGCGUCCCAGUGGACGAAGUGGUAUUCGUGCCUAAUGCGACAACAGGGGUCAACACCGUUCUUCGAAAUCUGAAGUAUGAGGAGGGAGAUGUGAUUGUGCAUUUUAGUACCAUUUAUGGGGCGUGUGAAAAGACUAUUGCCUCCAUUGGCGAGAUGACGCCUCUGGUUCCCGUGUGCAUUCAACUGGAGUAUCCGAUUGAGGAUGCGGAGAUUCUAAAGAGGUUUAGGGACACAGUUAGCCAAGCGCGGAGAGAAGGAAAGAAUGUCAAGCUAGCCAUGUUUGACACUGUUCUGACAUUUCCUGGUGCCAGGAUGCCGUGGGAGGAUCUGGUAAAGGCAUGUAAGGAACUGAGGGUUUUGAGUUUAAUUGACGGUGCUCAUGGUAUUGGGCAUAUCGAUUUAACACAUCUGGGGAGCGUGGGGCCGGACUUCUUUGUCAGCAAUUGCCACAAGUGGCUCUAUACUCCUCGCGGCUGCGCAGUCUUCCAUGUACCAGCUCGCAACCAACAUCUUAUACGCACCUGUCUGCCAACUUCUCAUGGGUAUCAAUAUCCAUUCGAAAAACCUGAGCCAACUGGAAAAUCCCCAUUUGUUCAUCUCUUUGAGUUUGUAGCCACUAUCGACUACACGCCAUACCUUUGCGUUCCUGCGGCCAUCGAGUUCCGGGAAAGAAUCUGCGGGGGUGAAGAAACCAUAAGAAAAUACUGUUGGGAAAUCGCACGCGUUGGGGGAAGAAGAGUUGCAGAGAUCCUCGGAACAUAUGUGAUGGACAACGAAGGCAGUACGCUUUCAAAGUGCUGUUUCGCUAAUGUGAAACUGCCAUUAUUUUUCAAGCUUGACGGAGCCCUUCAACAGAGAAAGCAGUUCAGUGUUGGUGAGGCGGGUAAGAUUCAGAAAUGGCUCAAUUUUACAGCUGUCAAGGAGUUUGAUACAUAUCUUCAGAUCGCCUUCCAUUCCGGAGCGAUGUGGGUAAGACUCAGUGGUCAGAUAUAUCUUACGUUGGAAGAUUUUGAAUGGAUUGGGUUUAAAUUAAAAGAGUUAUGUGCCAGACUAAACAAGGAUGAAGUUGUAUUCUGAGUUGUUCAGAUGAUAUACCCUUCAAGAACUCUUGACUGCCGGGGAGUUAGAUAUAUAUAUAACAGUCUUGUGUAAAUGAACUCAACCAAAUAAUUGGCAACGAG
Amorphotheca resinae ATCC 22711 is the source of this 1437-nucleotide messenger RNA. RefSeq lists its product as hypothetical. The transcript has 2 exons. NCBI's taxonomy places the organism in Eukaryota, Fungi, Ascomycota, Leotiomycetes, Helotiales, Amorphothecaceae. Bases 32 to 1333 code for a protein of 433 amino acids. The record is from RefSeq and is a predicted model, not a curated record.